AUGUCGUCGGAAAAGGGGGAUGCGCGGAAAGUGUACGUCCUUCGGGUCGCCAGUUAUCUGCUCGGACUGAACAUUGUCGAGGAGAAGUUGAAGAAUCCGGAGCCUUUGGAGGUUUUCGUCGAUUCGAACACAAAUCUUCUCGUUUUCUCUCGGUCAGAACAGGUAUUUGUCGGUAAAAAACGUGAGGGAAAUCGAAUGGAAAUCGUUUAGAAACUGGAGCUCUCUAACAAAAUGAAGUCCGCUGCUCCGGGUGGAAAUGUACUCAGAGUCGUAUUCUAUAAAACACAAUCGGUGCCGCUGAACAACGAGAACUACAAAAGUGUGGUGAAUGUGAUAUCGGCCAACGGUACAUUGAAUCAAGUCUUCUUGAAGUCGGUGCAGAACGUAAGCACUCUUAUGGAUCGGUGAGAAUUGAACAGAAUGUUGCAGGUGUUCGGAAAAGAGUUGACUGAAGGGAACAACAUGCAGUUGAUAGCAGCCGUCAACGAAUUGGAAGAGAGUCUUCUGGCGACCGUCGAGAUGGGAGGAGGUCAGUGGUCCCGAUCCUUCCGAGCCAUUCCUUUCCCUUUCAGGAGGAUCCCUUCACGAUGAAAUUCGCAGUUGGAAGAGUCAAUCCGGGAAGGCAGCAGCCGAUUACAACGAGGCUUUCAAGCAGUUGCAGGUGCUCGUAGAGACCAUGGAAGAACGGAACAUCGAAGAGCUCUCCGAACUCGUCGAGUCAUUCGAAGACACUUGCGAUGAGCUGUGGAACUGUGCGACGCCGUAUCCACAAAACAGAAUGAAGAUGCUGAUCGAAUACGGAGCAGCAUAUCUCUGCGAAACGAUUCAGUUCAAAAUCGACGACGCGUCCGUUUGGAGGGAUGAGAAGGUCUCCGAGCAAUUGAGAUCCGCCAUCGAUGUCUGCGAUCAAAUGCUGAUUGUAAUCCGAUUGUUAACCGGGCAGACGUGGAGAAGAAAUGUUGAACACACGUGGGAAGGAGAAGCCCUAGAGAUGAAGUUUCUGAACGGAUUCCGAGAGAGACUCGAUGAGAUAUUGUCGGUGAAAUCAUUGGGCGGACAGUUGGAAGAGCUGCUGCAAGAGAGGGGAGUUCGCGAGGAAACCGAGAAGUUGAUUGAGACGGCGAUGCGGGGAAUGGCUCCGUUGGCAUACAAUCCGUUCACGGAGCCGAUCUGGAAGUCCCGGUUGCUGGUGGCAGAACGGGCGAUCGAAGGAACAGUCGAUCGAACUCUGCCCCUUCUGAAACAGAGGUUGGCUCUGAAUUCGGGAGAUUCGCAGAGUGUAAGUGAAUUCAACGAUCCAAAAUGUAUAAUUUCUCAUUGCAGAUCGUUCUGAGUCUGGAGAAACUGAAGAGUUUCCUGAGUCGUUCGAACAUCAAGGAGAAGCUGCAGCACGAAAGAGAGAUGUUCCUGAAUAGACUCGUGUCGAUGCUCUCCGUGAAAAGCCAGGAGUUCAACGAAAAGUCCCUUCAAGUGGACGCGAAGAACUUUCAGUUUCUAACUGAAGUCGCAGCGCGGAUCGUGUGGAUUCGACAGCAGACGAGCCAGAUGGAGAGUAUUCGAUCGCUGAGCAAGAUGAUGUUGAACGACGUUCCCAAUUAUUCGGCCUUCGCCACCAAACUGGACGAGUUCACAGAGAAGCUACAGUACUCGGAGAAGGAGUGUUUCGAUGACUGGUGCCGAGAAACUGUCGGUUUGAUUGACAACAAGAACGAGAAUGACACUAUCAAUCUGGAGACAACGGGCAAGAUUAUGUACUUGGAGGCGUCGAAUCGAGAACUGAACGUCAAUUACUCGGACAGAUUGCUCCGAUUGUUGAAGGAAGUUCGACAAUUGAGCAGUUUGGGAUUCAACAUUCCGUCGAAGAUCCUCGCGUGCGCAAACAACGGAGAGAAGUACUAUCGGUUCGGAGUGAUUCUCAAACAGAUUGCUCACUUUUACAACACAAUCGAUCAGCAAAUGAUUCCUUCGCAGCAGGUGACACACUUUCCAUUCCCUCCCUUCCUUUACUCUAUUCCAUUUCAGUCUCUGAUGCUGGACGAAGCGAUAGCUUUCGAGAAGCUCGUGAUUCCCAGGAAGGACGCGUCGAAUAGCGCAUCGAAAGUUACUUGGAACGAGCCGAAACAACUGGAGGAGUUCAUUGUGCAACUGCAGAAUGCGGAGCAGAAGCUGUCGAAUCGGAACAGAAGACUGAGAAAUGUGCACAUGGAACUGAUAGAGAUGGUCGAGAAGUUGAUGGAUCUGAACAUUGUGAAACAGAAUAACGAGUGGAAGGAGAUAAUUCUGAAGAUCCGAUCCAAGAUGAAAGAGGAGGAGUUGGUGCACGGAGCAUCGAAGAAGAACAUCAAACCGUGGCUGAUCCACUGGGAUUUCCAAUUGUACAAGGCUCUUUUGGUUCAGUAUGAGUGGGGAAUCGAGAGCAUUCAGUCCCAGUUGACCACCAUCCCCGUCAGUUUGGUCUUCGCGUGAGUAUCGAUGCUUAUUAGGUUACUGUAGUCUGCGAUUGUUUCCAGCGAUCAGAAGAUACAAUUGAGACCGACAAUCGAAGAAAUUCGUGCAAAAUACUACAAGGAGCUCUCAAAGUUUCUUCGAAUUCCCGAUCGGUUUCGUGGAGUGCAAGAAGAGGAAAAUGUAAAUUAAGAUGCCAACUUUUAAAGUACAGUACGAUUCUACCUUUGCAGUCAUCUAAAUUCUACGCCCAAAUGAUAGAUCGGAGCAUGCAUUUGUUGCCGUCAAUUUACGAGAAAGCUGAGCAGUUAAUGGACAAAGUGAUCAAUUGCGACAGUCUUUUCGUCGUGAGUCUCUUCCUCCCCUAGUUAAUUAUUCUGAAGUCACCACAGGACUGGCUGGUCAUUUCACAAGUGGACCUGGAGGAAUUAAUCGAAGAGAAUCUGAAAACGGCGGCAGAUUGGGAGACACAAUUCAAAGUGUUGAAGGCGAAAGCGAGAGAGGCAGAGAGACUCCCGCAGUAAGUUUGAGAGCAGAAAACAUGGGAUCGGUUGAAUUUGCAGCGAACUAAAGUUCGAGUGCAUUCUGGUGAGCACGGCAGGAGUCAAGUCGGCGAUAGAGGAUGCCAUUCAAAGGUUGUACGACACGUUGACAUGGACUCUCCGGUGAGCACAGAUCAGAAAUUCUGAAUACUGAAAGAUACUCUCCAGACACUCUAUCUCAACGACAUCACAGUCCAUCAGCACUUUCUUGAACCAAGCGAUCGACGUGCUCAAUACCGUACCCCAAUCAAUUGACGAAAUCGCCGAGGCCAACGCGAAACACGUCACGUUUGCCGCCACGAACAGACAAUUGAAAGAAGGGUGGAAGGUGAUGGAGGAGCAAUUGACGCUGCUCCGAUCGGUCGCCGGAAGUGGGAUGGAGCAGAUAGACAACCUCGAGCAGACGUGGGAUCGAUUCGAUUUGAUGCUGGAUAGCCACCAGAGCAUGAUAAAGGAUCAGGUGGAAGUACUGAAGAGCAAUGUGGAAACGAAUGUGAAAGGGAUGAAGGACGAGGCGGAGAAGCUGAAGGCGCGGUGGGAUCAGUUCAAACCGAGAAGCGAUGCGCUGCAAGGAGACCGGGAGGAGAUGCUAAAGGCGAUUCAGUUCAUAAAAGAGAAAAGAGUGCAGUGGCAGCAGCUCAGCGACGGGAGGGAGAAGAUUGAGUGAGUGAAAACCAGGAGAAGUGGUUGAGAAAUGGACUAACUUCAGAAAAGAAUGCGGACAGUUUGGAUUGGAGCCUCCGAAGAUGGAUAUUAUCGAUGAGAUUGACGAGGACAUCAAACAAUUCGAAGACAAUUGGCUCAUUUAUGAAAUGUUCAACACCGAAUUGGACGCAAUGGCUCAAGAGGAAUGGAUCGUAUUCAGAAGUAAAACGUACAUUUUUGACGAAUUCCUGCAACAAUGGAUGGAAAAACUGAAGGGAAGCUCACAGACGCACAUGAGCGUGCGGCUUCUGAAGGAUGUGGAGCACUUCAAGGAAGUGAGCAGCGCUCUCAAGUUCUGUCGAGGAGACGUUCUGAGUGCGGAUCAUUGGCACGAAAUGUUCCGCUUCUUAGGAUUACCUAGGUAUUCUUUAUGAACUACAUUGGAUUUUGGAUUUUAUUCUUUCAGGGGAUCAACAAUUGAGAAGCUGAAGUUUGCCGAUUUGUUGAGUGUUUCAAAUAAUAUCAUGGAAAAUGUGGAGCAGUUGAAACAGUUGAACUCUCGUGCACAAGGAGAGGUGGCCAUCAGAGACGCCAUCCAGGAACUGACCCUUUGGGCGGCACAAACUGAAUUCACCCUCGUGGACUACAAACAUUCGAACGGUCAGAAUCUGAAAAUAAUCAAAGAAUGGAAGGAAUCCAUCAAUUCGGUAAGAGUUUUGAACAUUCCUCGAUUACAGUAUUCUGUUUCAGCUGAAAGACAGUCAGGCUUUGCUGCAAUCUCUCAAAUCCUCUCCUUACUAUUCUCAAUUCUCCGAUAAAACUGCAGUUUGGGAGACGCGGCUCGCCGAUUUGGAUGUCUUUCUGGCGCAAAUGAAUGAGAUCCAACGCAAGUGGAUCUACUUGGAGCCGAUUUUCGGAAGGGGUGCGCUGCCCUCGGAAGCUCCUCGAUUCUCUCGGGUCGAUUCCGAGUACAGGGCGAUUCUGAACGGUGAGAAUGGAGUUGAGUAGUUUUGAAAUAAAUGUGAAUUCUCAUCAGAUGUGUCAAAGGAUGCUCGAUUGGUUUCUCUGUGCAGCAGACAGUCUUUGAGGAAAUCACUCGAGCAGAUCGUAGAUCAAUUGAACCGAUGCCAGAAGGCGUUGAAUCAGUUUCUAGAGCAGAAAAGAACAGCCUUCCCUCGUUUCUACUUCAUUGGUGACGACGAUCUUUUGGAAAUCCUGGGACAAUCUACUAACCCGCAAGUAAUCCAAUCGCACAUGAAGAAGCUGUUCCAGGGGAUCAAUCGAGUCGUCUUCUCGUCCACCGGAGAGACUAUCAUCUCGAUGGUUUCCGCCGAGGGAGAGACUGUUUCCCUCUCGAAAGCGGUCAGGAUUGUCCCUCAGGUCGAGACGUGGCUGCAACAGUUGUCGGAUGAAAUGCGAAAGACUCUGAGGGAACUGGCGGCUCAGGCUGUCUCCGAUCCUCAGGCAUCUCUCGCAAAGUACCCAUCGCAGGUGCUUUGUCUGGCAGAAGAGGUCAAAUUCACCAUCUCUGUCGAAUCGGUUUUGAAUGGAUCCAGUACCCUGAACUCGUUGAAAUCUCAACUUGUGGAUAAGCUGAAGACGUACACAAACAUGAAAGUGGAGGACAAAGUGGCCGAUUUGAAGCUGAAGUCGUUGAUUCUCGAUCUGAUUCAUCACAUUGACGUCGUCGAUCAGUUGACGGCGAACAAGGCGAACUCGGUGUCCUGUUGGACGUGGCAACGGCAGCUCCGAUUCUAUCUCGUCAACGGAGGAAUCGUGCUUCGACAGGUGUCUAGCGAGUUCGAGUACACCUACGAGUACCAGGGAAACUAUGCGAAACUGGUGCAUACGCCACUCACCGACAAGUGCUAUCUCACGUUGACGCAAGGUAAGAGAAAAGGAAGAAGAAGAGACAAGUCUAUCGGGACUUUUUCAGCCAUGUACAUGGGAUUGGGAGGCAAUCCGUACGGACCGGCAGGAACCGGAAAGACAGAGUCCGUGAAGGCGUUGGCCGCUCUCAUGGGACGACAAGUGCUCGUCUUCAACUGUGACGAAGGAAUAGAUGUCACUUCGAUGGGAAGAAUAUUCACGGGAAUCGUAGAGUGCGGAGCAUGGGGAUGUUUCGAUGAGUUCAACCGAUUGGAUUCCGUAGGGGGAUACGCUUCGGAAUAAUUACUGAACAACUGUGAUUUCAGACUGUACUCUCGGCGGUUUCAAUGCAGAUUCAGACAAUUCAAGGGGCAAUCAAGUCUCGGGCCGGUUCCUGCGCAUUCGGAGGAAAAACGGUAUGUUUGAAAGGCCUCCUCUAUUACAAAGCCAGCAUUUCAGGUGCAAGUGAACCCGAACAGUGCCAUAUUCGUUACCCUUAAUCCCGCCGGAAAGGGGUACGGAGGACGGCAGAAGAUGCCGGAUAACCUGAAGCAGCUGUUCCGAGCAGUCGUCAUGGGCCGUCCCGACAACGAACUCAUCGCUUCCACCAUCCUUUAUUCGGAAGGAUUCGUGGACGCGACUGCCCUCGCUCGCAAAAUCGUUUCCGUCUUCCAACUCAGUCGUCAGAUGCUCUCCAAACAGCAACACUAUGAUUGGGGACUCCGAGCUCUGAAAGUGGUACUAGGCGGAUGCGGAGCUCUUCGCAGAGCACAGCCAAACAAAGGGGAAACUGAAUUGGUCGUGCAGGCUCUUCUGCUGAACACACUUUCCAAACUGACAUUCUCCGAUUCGGAGCGCUUCAACUCACUUAUCGAUGACAUAUUUUCGAAUGCGGAUAAGGAAAUGACAAAGUUCGUUGAGCUGGUGGAACCAUUGGGAGCAGCGGCAAACGAUAUGGGCAUCCAUUUGGGAGAGAAGCAGAUGGAGAAGGUAUUUCAGCUGUACGAGCAAAUGAGACAAAGGAUUGGGGUGGUGGUGGUCGGAGCAGCUGGAAGCGGCAAGUCGACGAUUUGGAAGGUGCUGCAGAGAGCACUCAUCCUCUCGAAAACCUCAUUGAAAGUGACACAAUUUAAUCCGAAAGGAGUGAACAGAAACAAACUGCUCGGAAAUAUGGACAUGGACACGAGGGAAUGGUCGGACGGAAUCAUCACGAUGGCCGCGAGAGAAGUGAUCAAGGAUUCGUCCGUACAUCACUGGAUCGUCUGUGAUGGAGACAUUGAUCCCGAGUGGGUGGAAGCACUAAAUUCGGUGCUCGACGACAACAGAUUGGUACGUUUCGCAAAGUUUCAAAGUACUCAUUUGUGCUUUAUUCAGCUGACAAUGCCAUCUGGAGAGCGAAUCCAGUUCGGUUCGAAUGUUAACUUUCUAUUCGAAACGGACUCUCUUCAGUUUGCAUCUCCUGCGACAGUAUCCCGAAUGGGAAUGAUUUAUAUAAGGUGAUAGAUAGAUGCUUUUGGAUCAUAAUAUUCACUUGAAUGUUUCAGUGAAGAAGAUGUGACUCCGAAAGAAAUUGUAGCAAGUUGGAUGACCAAGAAUGCAGAAGAUCUUCACGAACAGAUGAACUCUUGGGUUGAAGAGCAUUUCUGGAAGUGCUACAGAUGGGUACGAGCCAAUCAAAUACCUGGAAUCACCAACUUUGCACUCCUCAAAAACGGCCUGACUCACUUGAAAGCGAGCAAAACGAGUGUGCACUUCUGCGUGCUUCUUUUCAACGGAUUCGUUCCCUAUGUGCUCCCGGAGAAACGGAUCGAGUUUGCGAAAGGAGUCGCUUUCAGCGGAAUGGCUCUUCCUGACGCGACGAACGUUUGCUACUCCGAGCGGAUCGAUGGAAUCCAGACGUACGCGGACGACGUGUCACAAUCAGUGAGCAAGGAAGAAGUGGAGAGGGAGGACUUGCGGCCAUUCGUGCUCACGGCCGACGCACAGAGAUAUUCUGACAUUGUAAUCGAGUGAAGAAACAUUGGUUGAUGUGCAAGACAUGGUUUACAGAUCGCUUCGUGGUUCCGUCCGGAGAACCGUGAGAGUUUUCUCAUCACGGGCACAAGUGGGUGCGGUAAGCAACAGCUUCUGAAGCAUUGUUUCCGGAACGACCCGGACAGUCAACUGGCCACGCUCUACUGCUCCGCCCAAUCCAGUUCUUCUCAUUUGCUCUCGCUGAUUCAGCAGAACUGUGUUCAGGCUAGCAACCCAACUGGAAGGGUUUGGAGGCCGAAGGACCGCCCGAAUAUGAUUCUCUUUUUGAAAGGAAUCAAUUUGCCCGCUCCCGACAAGGUGAGAUAAUCCAUUAGCUCUUUUGCAAUCUGUUAUCUUUAGUAUGGUACGAAUGAGUUACUCGCUCUGCUCCAGCAAUUGCUCACUUAUCAGGGAUUCUUCGACCACAACCUCGAGUGGGUUUCCAUCGAAAACAUUCAAUUCGUCGGUUCGAUGAACCCCCUCGGCGACGGUUCCACUUCCAUUCCCAACCGACUGCUCUCUCUCCUCCGAUGCGUCAGUCUGAACACAACCGACACUUCGCAGCUCACCUCCAUAUACCGUACCUAUCUGACUCCGAUCCUUGAAGAAGCGGGAGAACGCAAUUCGGAGGUGGUUGCCAGUCGGAUGGUCGACAUCUACAACAAGGUUCAGACGAACUUCCGCCCCUCGGAUAACAUUAUCUUCUCUUUCUCUCCACGAGACCUCACCAAUUGGACAGUUGCAAUUCUUCGCCAUCAACUCGACGCCGGCCAGUUGGAUUCUGCGAUUAGUUUCGAAGCGAAGAGGAUAUUCGCAGACAGAUUGCCAACUGAAAAUGACAAAAACACGUUUGAUGAGAUACUUCGGAAUGCGAUUCCACUCUCCCAAUCCAACGGUAUCACUGCUACAGCAACGGUGCACAGCGAAAUAAACAUUUCAGAUAAAGUGUUCGUGACGACUGGCUCCAUUGUUCCUGGUGAGAGCAACACGGGACUGCCGCUCACCUCUAUCAACAUGUCCGAUUUCACUCAACUCCUCUCCAAAUCCAUCAACCGAUUCAGUACGUUCCGACCCCACAAACUAACCAAAAUAGCAUUAUGUUCAGCAUUCGAAGUGGCCAAUUUCAAUUCUCCGCUUACCAGUCAACUCGCGUUCUUCUGCGCGUGCAUCGAUCGAGUGCUCACUUGCCCGGACGGCCACCUCUUUCUUCCCGGACGCACUGGAUUCGGACGAAGAGACGCCGUCCGACUCAUCGCUCACAUGCACAAUAUUACAGUUUUCUCUCCCGCCGUCACUGCCAACUUCACCGCGAAACAGUUUGACAACGAACUGAAAGCUGUAAGAAUAUGCAGAGAUUAUCAUUAGACCAUUGUGGACAUUGUUCAGGCGUUGACUCAUGCCGUGACGAACAACGAGCACGUCGUUCUGAUUCUGGAAGACCAUCAAGUGAGGAAGAAUACAUUCCUGCAAGCCAUCAAUUCCCUUCUGGCCAGCGGGCACGUUCCCGGUCUCUUCACCCAACAGGAACUCGAUGGACUCGUCGCUCUCGUUUCCGAAGCCGCCAAUCAGGCAUCGUUUACGGGAGCUCUUCAACAGUUUUUGGCUCACAGUUUGUUUCCUGUUCUCAUCAAAUCAAAUCAAUGUUUUGUUCCAGGAAUCAGAAGUCUCGUUCAUGUUGCUCUGAUUCUCGAGGUCGAAGCGAGCGAUUUCAAAUUGAAUAUCACGGAGAAUCCAGCCAUUCUGAAGCAUUGCAAUGUGAUCUUUGCUGACAGAUUCGAUCGGAAUAGCGUUUUGGAAGUGAGAAAACUUAUCAUGAUUCCUAUUGCUAUUCUCCUUUUUCCUCAUCAGAUUCCCAAAAUACUUCUGGAGGAGAAGGGAGUGAAAACGAGCGAUGCGGUGCUUUCCGGAUUCAGUGACGUGCUCGUGAACCUGCCCGAUCAUCUGUCCAUUCAGCCGAUCAAGUUCCGACAGUUUGUGGAGAACUUCUCACAACUUCUCGGAUACAAACGGUCCACGCUUUCCGUAAGGCUGGAAAGACUUCAAGUAAACUGUUAAAUAAUCAUAAAUGUAAUUAAUUAUCUGAUUGACUAGGGUGGUGUUUCGAAGCUGAACGAAGCCAAGGAGGAGGUGGCUAAGAUGCAGAAGAAGGCGGGAAAGAAGAGCAAAUUGCUGGCGGAGAAGCAGGCAGAAGCCGACGAAGCAUUGAAAGCGAUCACUGAGAGUAUGAGUGUGAGUGAUGAGAAUGAGAAGGAAACGAUUUGAGAGAAGACGUUCAGGGAGCCGAGGAUCAGAAGGUAUCGAUGGAACAGCUGAAGGCGGAAACGGAAAAGGAAAAUGUUCGGAUCGAGGAGCAAAAAGCGAAAAUAGACGCGCAAUUGAAAGAGGUGCAGCCGUUGAUCGACGAAGCACGGAGGGCAGUCGGCUCAAUCAAAUCGGAGUCGUUGAGUGAGAUCAGAAGUCUGCGUGCUCCACCAGAAGCCGUCCGGGAUAUUCUGCAAGCAGUUCUGCUCUUUAUGGGUAUACUUGACACAUCGUGGGAAGCUAUGAGAAAGUGAGAAAACUAUUCAGAUUGUGAAAUAAUUGAGAUUCAGAUUCCUCUCAAAAGGUGGAGUAAAGGAAGACAUAAUGAACUUUGACGCGAAUCGAAUAACAAAUGACAUUCAUAAAAAAGUGACGGCGCUGGUCAAACAGAAGUCGAAUUCCUUUGAAGAAGCGGUGAGAGUCUGAAGGCGAGACCAUCUUUUAAAUCCACCGAUUGUAGAAUGCAAAGAGAGCGUCUGCUGCAGCUGCCCCGUUGGCAGCUUGGGUCAAAGCGAAUCUGGAAUAUUCGAAAAUUCUGGAAAAGAUUUCUCCGUUGGAAGGAGAGAAGAACAAACUGAUCAAGUGAGAAUACGCGCGCUCGAGCACAGACAGACAACUUUGCUUUCAGGAAUCUGAAAAAGGCGGAAAAGCAAAUGGAAAAUCUAUCGAAAGGGCUACAAAGUGUGGAUGAAGUCGUCGGGGAACUGAAGAGAAAGUUCGAGGUUCUGAUGAAGGAAGCGACACAAAUCAAAGUGGAUCUGGACAGGGAACAGGAAACGAUUCGGAUUGCGGGCACUCUCGUGGAGAGCCUUUCCGGAGAGUUCGAGAGAUGGAAAGUGCAGAUUGAAUCAUUGAGAGAAGAACAGUCAAAGGUAGAUCAAGACGAGUAGAGUAAGAACGGAAAAGGGUUUUCAGAUGGAACUGUGCUCUCUUGUCACCUCUGCAUUCGUUACCUAUUUGGGAGGAUGCAGUGAAAAGGACAGAAAGGCCCUUCUGAAAGCAAUGUGCAAGAUGUUCAACAUGCCCAAUUUCAAGCCCCUUUCGUUCGCUUCUCUGGAGACGGAGCAGUUGAACUGGAAGACAAAGGGCUUGCCGGCCGAUCAGCUGUCCCUCGAGAACGGAAUGAUCAUGUUCAACAAUGCCCACGUUUCUCUGAUCAUCGAUCCUUCCGGUCAAGUUUCCGCGUUUCUGAGCAAGUUCCUCGACAAGUCGGAAACUUUGAAAGCGGCUCAAGCGGAUCUGAUGACCCAGAUUGAGUUGGCCAUCCGAUUCGGCAAGACUAUCAUCGUUGACGACGUGGUCGAGUUUGAUUCGGCGCUAAUUCCGAUUCUGAGACGAGAUCUUUCUUCUCAAGGACCACGACAAGUUAUCAGUUUCGGAGGAAAACAGAUCGAUUUCAAUCCAGACUUCCGCAUAUUCAUCUGCACGCGCGAUGACAAAGUGCAAAUCCGUCCGAAUGCGGCGAAUCAGCUGAACAUCGUCAAUUUCACCACCACAAUCAGCGCUCUCUCUGCACAACUUCUCGACGUGGCCAUUCAUUUGGAGAAACCGGAACUCGAGGAACGGUCCAGUAGCCUUUUGAGAGAUGCAGAAUUGAAGAAAUUGGAACUGGAAGAGCUCGAGCAACUGCUGCUCCAACAACUCGCUUCUUCUCAGGGAAACCUUUUGGAGAAUACCGCACUGCUGGAUUCGUUGAACAAAUCGAAAGAGAACGCGGAAAUCAUAAGCAAGAGCAUUGCGGAAAGCGAGCAGCUGCACAAAGAACUGACUACGGUAGAUGAGCAACUGAUUCGCCUUCUUAACUUGAACGUUUGUGGUUUCAGCAAAAAGAGAUCUACGUGCCGUUGAGUCUGUUCACUUCCAGCCUAUUUUUCUCAUUCUCAAAUCUACAGUACUACAAUCCAAUGUACAAUUACAGUGUGAAUACUAUCAUGAGACUAUUCGAGAAGACUAUCAAGUCCUGUGAAGUAGGCCCUCCCUCCCUCCUUCCAUUUCCAUUCCAUUUCCAUUCCAACUUCUUCCAGGACAAGUCGUCGACUCGCGUGGAGACUCUCGCCCGUCAGAUGCAACUGACAGUCUUCUUCCACGUUUCCAGAGGCAUCUUCCGCCAGGAUCGGCUCAUGUUCGCAGUCGCUUUCAUCAAUGCGACAAUGCCGAAAAUGUUCCAACCGAAAGAGUGGGAACUCUUCACCGGAGUGCUCGUCGACGAAUCCGCGGAUCCGAGCGGCAUCCGCGUGUCCUGGCUCUCUCCGGAACGGCUUCCGGCUCUCGUUCGCAUCCGCACUCAUCUUCCGAGUCUCUUCAACAACCUCCAGAUUCAUGACGAUGCCACGUGGAAUGAGUUUUCGAAGACCAUGCAAUGCGAAAACGCGUUCCCGAAGAAUGUGGAAGUAAAAUUGACACAUUUCCAGCAGGUUCUCUUCAUUCAAGCGGCGAAACCAGACAGACUUUACAAUUGUCUCAUGGGCUUUGUGCUCAAAACUCUAAGUGAGCAACCUUCUGUUUCAUUCGAACUCAUUCUAAUAUUCAGACAUUCCUUCCAUCAAUCCUCCUGCUUUCGAGCUCAAACACAUAUUCGCAGAGAGCGAGGCCAGUGAGCCUGUUCUGUUCAUUCUUGCGGACGGAGCAGAUCCUUCGCAAGAGCUCGCCGAGCUGGCCGCCGCUGUUAACGUUCCUUACCAUUCGAUUUCGAUGGGACAAGGACAGGAAGUGGUUGCGUACGAGGCAAUAAGGGACUGUGCUUCGAAGGGAGAAUGGCUCUGCCUCAACAAUUUGCAUCUGAUGCUCACCGCCGUUCCUUCCAUCUUCAAGGUUUGCUCCUUCACUCUCUUUCUCUCUAUUCUCUCAUUUCAGCAUCUAUCCUUGACCACUCCACACGAGAACUUCCGUCUGUGGCUGACCACUGAAGCGGACGCCCGAUUCCCGUCCAUGAUGCUGCAACAAUCGCUCAAGAUCACGUUCGAGCCUCCUCCGGGAGUCCGGAACAAUCUUCUCCGAACCUAUACUCAAAUAGACCGAAAGUCCAGAAACAUCGUGACGUGCCAGUCGAUAUUCGUUCUCGCUUGGCUCCACGCUCUUCUGCAGGAGAGAAGAACGUUCAUUCCGCAAGGAUGGACAAAGUUCUACGAGUUCGGAGCGAGCGACGUUCGAGUGGCACGUGCAUUUGUGGAGCAGUUGACAGCCUCGAGUAGGGGGGAAUGAACAGGCGCUAAUCAAAGAAUAACAUUCUCAGAUGCCGAUUGGGAAUUCGUCCGCGGAAUUCUGAAAUUCGUGAUCUACGGAGGACGCAUCGAGAACGAUUUCGACGCGAAAGUGCUCGAUUCGUAUCUGAAUAUUCUGUUCUGUGAUGAGAAAAUAAACGGAAAAGCGGGACAGCAUUUGGUGAAAGGCAUCGAGAUCCCGGCGAGUGGAAAUGUUGAGGUGAGGAAGAGUUUAUUGUUGGGAAGGGCAACUCUGAUGACAGGAAUACGUGGCACACAUCUCGAAAAGCGUCCCUUCAGUCGAUGAGCCAUUCCUGUUUGGACUGCCCGAAAAUAUCAAGUACUCGUGGCAGAUCGUCGAAGCGGAGAGGACGAUUUCUUCGAUCAGAACACUUGGUGAGCCGCAGGUUUCUACAUACUUUCGCAUUACUCAAUCUUUUUCCAGCUCUUGGUGACACGAAGAACGCGCUCUCCGACUCGUCGGAAACGGUGAACCAGAUCCUGUCCCUCUGGAAAAAGCUGUGCCAAUCGGACGAUCUUCCGAAAAGGCAGCUGCCCACGGCCGCUGCUUCUACCGAUCCGAUUGCCGAAGUGCUGUGUCUUGAGACGAUCAACGCUCUCAAUCUGAUCAAAUUUGUUCAUCGGAGCAUUGCCCUCGUGGCCCGUUCGUUGAAAAACCCCUCGCUCGCGGCACCGUCUACCCAGAAAACUAUCCAGUCGCUGAUCUUCCAGCAGACUCCGGAUGAAUGGGAUUCUGCGUGGGCGGGGCCUUCCGAUCCAGCAGAAUACCUCAACGCGUUGGUCAAGAAGACACGUGGCACUAUGCAGGUUGGCCCCUUUCUUCCUCUUCCCUCUCAUUGCCCCCACUUUCAGCUGCUCGAGUCCUCCAAGUCCUCCUCCUCCUCGUUCCUUUCCUCUCCGAUCGACUUCUCCGAUCUGUUCUACCCGAACAUCUUUCUGAAUGCCCUCCGUCAGACGACGUCCCGUCUCCUCCGGAUUCCCCUCGACCAAUUGAGCCUCUCUUCCGCGUGGACCCCCUCCCAAUUGCCCGCCAAACAGUGCGUUCAAGUGCAGGGACUGCUCCUCCAGGGAGCCACAUUCGACUCUUUCCUCCGCGAAACUACCGUAUCCAGCGCCGCCCACGCUCAGGCGCCACUACUUUAUCUGGCCUGGACGGCCGAGAACUCAUCGACAGUCAGCGGGGAACAGAUCCAAGUGCCGUUGUACAAUUCGAGCGACCGUUCCGACCUAAUCAGCCCGGUGAAUAUGCCUUGUCGCGGCGCCGACAAUUGGAACAUUGCAGCUGUCGCUCUGUUUUUGAAAUAA
Messenger RNA from Caenorhabditis sp. 36 PRJEB53466, 14341 nucleotides. NCBI's taxonomy places the organism in Eukaryota, Metazoa, Nematoda, Chromadorea, Rhabditida, Rhabditidae. The record is from the annotation of a GenBank genome assembly.